AUGUUCGUCUCCGUCCUCGACUCUCGCAUCUUCCGAAAUACGUUCGGCACCCAGGCCAUCAGAGACAUCUUCAGUGAUGAAGCCUAUGUCAAGAACCUCAUCGAAGUUGAAGCUGCACUGGCUCGAGCAGAGUCAAAGACCGGUGUCAUACCAGCAGAGGUAGGUCCUUCUCUGACAAAGAGCCUAGCUCGAGUUCAAAUCGAUUUCGGAAGACUUGCGAGAGAGACCGAUGUCGUAGGCUACCCUGUGCUGCCGCUGAUACGACAGUUGGCCGAGCAAAGUCCCACGGACACCGCCAAGUAUAUCCAUUGGGGUGCUACCACUCAAGACAUCAUGGACAAUGCCGUGAUGCUACAAAUCAGAUCUGGCAUCAGACUCGUCCGGCAAGAGAUGCUUCAAUUCGUAAGAUGCCUAGCAGACCUAGCCAAGCAGCAUAGAGAUACUCCCAUGGCAGGUCGUACCCACCUCCAACACGCCCUACCAGUCACCUUCGGCUACAAAUGCGCAGUAUACCUGUUCCCCUUCCUUCAACACAUCGACCGCCUCAAAAACGUCGAGCAGAACAACCUCCUAGUCCAGUUCGGUGGUGCCGCCGGAACCCUAGCAUCACUCGGCCGAAAUCCACAAACAGGUCUCCGAGUCCGCGCCGCCCUAGCCAGAGAACUCGACCUCCUCGAGCCUCCCAUAACAUGGCAUGUCGCCCGAGACACAAUAGCCGAAAUCCUCAAUCUCCUCGCUCUGAUCGGCGGCUCCCUCGGCAAAAUCGCAUACGACCUCAUCAUCAUGUCGAGCAACGAAUUCGGCGAAGUCUCUGAACCCUUCGUCCCACAUCGAGGCGCCAGCUCGACAAUGCCGCAGAAGAGAAACCCUAUCUCAUCUGAGAUCAUCCUCGCCGCGUCCAAGCUGUUGCGUGAGAAAGCGUCGUUAGGCCUCGAUGCGAUGGUGGCUGAUUUCGAGCGUCAGUCCGGUCCAUGGCAUCUUGAAUGGGCUGCUGUGCCGGACGCUUUCACUAUCGCUGUUGGUGCACUUCAUCAAGCGAACUUUGCGCUUGGAGGACUAGUUGUUAAUAAAGAUGCCAUGUUGCGUAACCUCUUGUCCAGUAAAGGCUUAGUUGUGGGUGAGGCUGUGAUGAUGGGCCUUGCACCACAUAUUGGGCGUGGUGAGGCACACGAUGUUGUGUAUGAUGCGUGCAAGACGGCGAUAGAGAGUGACAAGGCGCUCUUCGAUGUGCUCGCAGCCAACAACGACAUCAUAAGCAAAGUCUCCGCUGACGAGUUGAACGGAUUCUGCGACCCUCUGAAUUAUCUCGGUGCCAGUCAGCUCCAGGUCGACGAAGUCACAAAGCUGGCAGCUCAGUACGUUGCGACCUGA
Lithohypha guttulata is the source of this 1371-nucleotide messenger RNA. RefSeq lists its product as uncharacterized. The record is from RefSeq and is a predicted model, not a curated record. The transcript is spliced from 3 exons. Lineage: Eukaryota; Fungi; Ascomycota; Eurotiomycetes; Chaetothyriales; Trichomeriaceae. Gene Ontology annotation, molecular function: catalytic activity. The coding region runs from base 1 to 1371 and encodes 456 amino acids.